Linum trigynum is the source of this 962-nucleotide messenger RNA. NCBI's taxonomy places the organism in Eukaryota, Viridiplantae, Streptophyta, Magnoliopsida, Malpighiales, Linaceae. The record is from the annotation of a GenBank genome assembly.
GUUUAACAGAAAGCUAAGCACCUCCCAUGAGAUCAGGAACCAUAACCGAUAGUGGGAAAGAAAAAAUAAAUAAAUGAAAAUAGUCAUUUAUCUCUAAUACCAACGAGAAGGUUGCUGCCAGCGAGUCGUUUCCGUUUGUUGAGAGCUCCGUGACCCAACGAUCAUCACCAACGGAUCUGUCCAUAAAGCUAAACGCCAAACAACUUGGGGUUUGGGAUCGAGGGUUAAACGAGGUCACUGUUGCUUCCGAUUUUGGUCUAAAGCCUAGUGAGCAGCUAUAACGAAGUAAGAUGAGGAGAUGCCGCAUUAUGAACUGGAGGUAUCGGAAGAAGCAACUGAAAGUGGCGUCCGAGUUAACAAGCUGCAACCGUGGCGACAAUCAUUGGGUACCCUUGAGCACAGAGUCAAGCAAGUCGCAGCGGACAAGGAACCCACGGGGAACAACCAAGACUCGAACAUCGUACACGGGUUGCCUAGGGCACAACCAUUCCCACCGCUCGUCCUUGGCAUCAUCACCGUUGUAGCCGGGGAUACAGCCACGUUCGUCGAUGCACACCCAUCAACAGGAGAGCUAGCCCUAGCCCUAGCUCCAACGACCACGAUCGUUCCUCGAGCUGCCUCACCAACAACAACGAUCACCCCUAACGUCGAUGAGCUAGCUUCCUUUGAUCCUGCCGCUGAUUUGGAUUCUACCAAGUUGGAGACAACCGACAUUCAUUCAAGAAUCACAUCGCCAUCAUCGUACGAGUUUGCGCUGUAGCGACUAAGUUGCCUGGAUGUCGGAAUGCUAUAGAGGAUGUCUGGAGCCUCGACACUAUCGCUCCACAGCAGAAAUCGGGGUUCGAUCCAGGGGCGGAGCUACACAGGGCCUAAGGGGGGCCCCGGCACCCCCGAGAAUUUCAAAAAUCACGAAAGAAUGUACGAGUAUUCUGAAAAUUACGAAGUAAAUACAGGUUUAUGAU